Culicoides brevitarsis is the source of this 1456-nucleotide messenger RNA. Its product is annotated as cysteine-rich hydrophobic domain-containing protein 2. NCBI's taxonomy places the organism in Eukaryota, Metazoa, Arthropoda, Insecta, Diptera, Ceratopogonidae. Bases 421 to 915 code for a protein of 164 amino acids. The transcript is spliced from 3 exons. The record is from RefSeq and is a predicted model, not a curated record.
CAUCUGUCAAAGCGUGGUCUAAGUGAAAUUCUUGCUUGCUAUUUUCGUCAUUUUCUGGCCCCAAAGCCCCUGAAACGCGUUUUUAACUGGAGGAAAGUCUUAACGGGUGACGUCACGAUGCAUCGCACGCCAAAAGCCACACUCAACAAUGGCAGAUAAGUUCGAAAAACGACCCUGAAAAUAAUUGCAGUCUCAUAGAAGAAGAAAGAAAGAAAAAACUCUGUGUGUGUGUCGUAAUAAUAUUCCGUGAAAAAUCGUCUUUGUUUCAUUUCGACUUUUGUUUGUUAUAAUUUUGCAUAAUUUUUGGCAUUUAUUUCGUUGGAGACACGAAAAAUCGCGAGAAAGAUUUUUUUCCUGCAUCGCGGAGGUCACAAUUUCACCAACACACACACACACACACACAAUUUAUUUACCAAAGGAAUGGCAGACUUUGAUGCAAUUUACGAGGAUGAUGUGUCCGACGACGUGCUCGAUGACUCGCAUUACUCCACGAGACCGGAACCGAUCAUCAUACGCGGUUGCGGAAACUUUACAGUCUUUGGUUUAAGUAAUCGCUUCAACACAGAAUUUCCGUCGACGCUGACGUCCCGAGUCGCGCCAGAGGAGUUCAAGGCGUCCAUUAAUCGCGUUAACGCAGUCCUGAAGAAAACGCUGCCCGUCAAUGCACGCUGGCUGUUUUGCGGAUGCGUUUGUUGUUGUUGCACUCUCGGGUGCUCAUUGUGGCCUGUAAUAUGUUUAAGUAAAAAGACUCAAAGUACGUUGGAUAAGCUGUUAGAAUGGGAAAACAGUCAUUUGUACCGUAAAUUAGGUUUAAACUGGAGACUCACGAAAAAACAAUGUGAUUCAAGUUCAAUGAUGGAAUACGUCAUUUCAAUAGAGUUUUUACCAAAAACGCCAAUUUAUCGUCCAGAUUAAAUUUUUCUUUUCGGUUUUUUUUAAGUUACGAAUGAGAUCGCAUGGCAUGAACGAAGGUGAAAGAAAAAAAAUAUUUUAAAAAUUUGGAAUAAAUUCAGGUUGAAUGAUGUUGGACUGAUCCAAAUUUACCACAAAAAAAAAACGGAAACUGCACAUAAUGUAGAUACAAAAAAAAAAUAAAUAUAUUUUGAAUUAUCACUGCUAAUAUGAUAGAAACAACGUGAGAAAAAAUAUUUUUCAAAAAAUGUUCUUAAUUUUUUUUUAAUAAUUAAUUUUUUUGAGCAAAAGGAAGCCAACUUUAAGUUUAUUUAGUAUCUAAUGAAGUUAUAAAACAAAAAUUAAUUCUAGAAUAAAUUCUAGCUAGGAGAUCGUUUCUUAUGAUAAUUUAUUCUGUAAUGAAGCAACAAAUAAUACAAAUCGGUGUAAACAAGUGAAUUUUUUUAUUAUUAUUUUUUUUAAUUCUUAGGAUUAAUUUGAUGUAUGUUUUAGUGAAUAAUGAUUAAUAAUAUUGAUUGAACCUCCUUUAACAAAAUAAAUAGUU